UACUAUCGAUAGUGCCAUCGAUAGUUUUGCACCUCUUGCGUGCUGUUGAUUGGAUUGCUUCUCGGGUGAAAAUUUUGUUUGAUGAAUUAAGUUAUUCAAUUUAUAGCAUUUACAUCUGAAAAAACUUUUGAAACAAUGAGGGAGUCAUUGCAUGUCUGCGGAAAGAUAUUAACAACAGAUGACUAUCAUUUUUUUGCUCUCUCCUGCGAAAAGUGCGAGGCGUCAUUUGGGCAGUGGUCGGGAUUUCUAAAACACUUGAGUAAUAAACAUGACCUUAAUUUGCCGGUAAAAAAUGAAUUCGAGAAAGAGCAGGAUAAAAAUUCAGAAUGUGAAGAAGUAACUUUUAAAGCGACUGUAAAGAAAGAAAUGGAACAUGAGUUAAUAAAACAAAACAAAGUUGAUGCGGCUGAGUAUGAAAGUGAAAGCGAUGACAGCGACGAUGACCGCGAAUUUGCCAAGGCAUCCGAUUCCAAUGAUGAGGGCCCCGACAAUGAUGGUGCCAGUGCAAAGUCUGAGGAAUCGACGGGUGCUUGGGACAUGGCUGAUGACAAGAAUAAUAUGUACGAUUCGUCUAGCGAAGAGGAACCCUUGGCCGAUUCCAAGAAAAAACUUAAAACGUUUAAUUUCAAUAUCCAUGAAACGUAUACCCGCGACAUUUCUUACAAAUUUCUAAAAAUAUUAGAAAAGUAUCCAAUCCUAUGGGAUCAACAGCAUUCGAGUUAUUGGGUGCCAGAAAAACGUACUCGCGUACUGUACACAAUUAAACAAUAUAUGACGAAAUUGGGUUGGUCGGUUAGCGAUUACGGGCUUCGGAGCUCAAUACAGCGCAUUUUGCGUGACCAUAAAGGAGCCAAGCAAGAAUUAGCUGUUUGUGGACGCGUAGACGAUCGGAAAUCACUAUUGUUAAAAAAAUGUAGAUUUUUGGACGGUGAAAAGAGCGUUGGUAAUGCCAAUGAAGCAAAUAAUGACUCUGACAUGGAUGAUAACCAAGUUGCCGAUGACUUUAAUGAUGACGAUUUCUCGAUGAGCUCAGAUGGAGGUUCAAAUGCGGAUAACGCAGAUACAAUAAACGCCUUUUGGAAGGACUCGCGUGAUGGCAAACGCAUCAGCUUCAAUAUAAGUGCAAAUCCUCUCAUUGAUGAAUUCGUAAGCUUGUUACGCGAUAACCCACUUUUGUGGGAAAUUGGCCAAUUUCAUAACUUAACCGAGCGCAAACGAAUUAUAGAAGCGUGGAUACCAAUUUUUCAAGAAAAACACAAUGUGAGUUUUACUUACAGAGAUCUGGCAUUGAAUAUAAAGGUAUUGCGCCGUGCUCUCGCAAACAUCGAGGAACGCAAGGUAUUGGCUAAGUCCGCGGAACACCUUAAAGAUAUAUGCAGCUUCUUACCAAAGGCCAAACCAAUUACCCGUCUCAAAUGUGAGGUAUGCAAUCGCAACUUCCUUACUGAAUAUACACUACAAGCGCAUAGGUUUGCCGCCCAUAGCCUUGGCACAAAUCCGUUCAGAUGUGAGGUGUGUGGACGUGAUUUCACAGCACACAAUCAGCUGGAUACUCAUUUGCGACGUGUGCAUCUUAAACAAUUUUCGGUACAUUGCGAUGUCUGCAACCGCGGAUUUUUGCAACACAGUCAAAUGUUGCUACAUCGACAGACGCAUACUGGCGAAAAAACUUUUGUGUGUGAAACAUGUGGCAAAGCUUUUAGACGCAAGAUCAACAUGCAGCAACAUGUCAUACGUAUACAUUUGCGACAACGCAACUUUCCAUGCGAACUCUGUCCCAAAACAUUCUAUCUGAAGUGUCAUUUGCGCGAUCACAUGAACGCACAUUUAAAUAUACGCAAUCACAAAUGCCCUACUUGCGGUAAAGCUUUCCACAGCAGCCAUGCGUUAAUGCGACACAAGCAAAUACACUCUGAAGUUAAGCGCUAUGCAUGCAAGCUUUGCGAUGCUCGCUUCCAUCAAUUUGUGGGACUCAAUUCACACAUGAAGAAUAAGCAUAAAUUUGUAAAUGACAAAGAUGAGGAAGCACCGCCACAGUCUGUGGUGCAUAUGACGACACUGCCGGCACCUACAACAUCGGAGAAUUCGAUGCAAAUUAAAGGAGAGCUUGUGCAAUCAAUGGACAGCUGGACUAUGUAAUUUUAAAAUAGUUUUAUUAAGUUGCAGUAGAGUCUUCUGACAAAGAUUAGGUCACUGAUUCGCUUUGUAUGACUGUGUUUGAUUUUGUUCAAUUUAUUUUAUUGCAAAAACUAAUCCGAAAAUCUAGUGAGUAUACAUUUAUUAAUCUAUACCACGUACGUACGUAUGUGUAUGCAGAUACAGUUAUCAAUUAGUAUUAAACCAAAUUAAUUUUAAAUGCGAUAUUUUAAUUUGUUUCUAAUGAUUUAGUGUCGACAAUGAUUACAUAAAAAUAAAAUUAUAUACCAUUAAAAUGCAUUCACAAGUAAAAUAACGGCCAUGAUACGCACACACAAACAAAUGAACAAUAUUUUUUUGCUUAAAUUCUGACUAUUCAAAGUCAAAGUCUUGGUAUGGGUUUAAAAUGUUCAAUGAUUAUUUGAAAAAUUUAAUUUCUUAAUUACACAGUCCAACAAAUUCAACAUAUUUUCUGCGAAAAAUUACCAUGCUAUAGUUUUGAAACAGGCAUCACAGGGUGUGUUCAGAAAUGCAUCAAGCCAAAGCAUCAGUCUAUCUUAUUUCUAAACUAUAAUUGACGGAAAUGUCCAAUAUGCGCAACCACGAUUAAAUGCUUAUUUGGAACUUGGUUGCGUAAAUAAGGUAAUUCCAUCAAUUAUUGUUUAGUGGUAAAAGAGACUGACGCUUUGGCUUGUUGCAUUUCUGAACACACCCACACUGACCAUUUUCGCUGAACAAAGUUAUAGUCUUGAGUCUGAGAGCUAUUUUAAUUGCACUCAAAGCCUAAGGAGUCAUGGGGGUCUUUGCACCGAGAAUACAAAAUCUCGAAGAGAUUUAACUUUGCCGUUUUAAAGUAAAAAUAUUCGUCAUUAAAAAUUAGAGGUAGUGUGGGAACACAAACUUCCGCAGAUCUCAUUUUAAACAACAAAUUAGAGAAGAAAAUAUAACCUUUCAUAAAAUUAUUAUAAUAUCGUACUUGUAAUAUGUGAAAUAAAUACAUCGCAUGGGAGAAAUUUUUGAA
Rhagoletis pomonella (apple maggot) is the source of this 3157-nucleotide messenger RNA. Its product is annotated as zinc finger protein 678-like. Gene Ontology annotation, molecular function: zinc ion binding; RNA polymerase II cis-regulatory region sequence-specific DNA binding; DNA-binding transcription factor activity. The record is from RefSeq and is a predicted model, not a curated record. The transcript has 5 exons. The coding region runs from base 136 to 2139 and encodes 667 amino acids. Gene Ontology annotation, biological process: regulation of transcription by RNA polymerase II. NCBI's taxonomy places the organism in Eukaryota, Metazoa, Arthropoda, Insecta, Diptera, Tephritidae.